GAAAAAAGCCCAUACACUCGACCUUCUCCCCUUCACAUUUCCACCUGAUCUCGCCGCCGCGACGCACCACCGCCGGCGCUGACCUGCCCUUCCCAACAUCCGCCUGCUCGAAGUGCGUCCUGUUUUUGCUUUUAUUUCGAGCGUCUCCUCCGUGCUCAGCGGGCUACCGCCCUGCAGCAGAUCCCGCGACCCCGAUGCCUACUCAGGCCGCCCCGACGCCUCCUCCCGCCGAACCGCUGCCAAGUUCGUCAGAUUCUACCUCCCCUACGGAGGACGCUGAGGCGGAUGCGGAAGGCACGCCGUCGAGGUCUGGGCCAGUGGGGACAGUAAGCUGGGGAACUGGGACCCUCGUAGGCGUAUUCACCGGUCUUCUCUACGGCGGGGCCAAGGAGGCCAACGCCAACGUCAGCAAAGAUGCUGAAGUGAUGUUGAAGAUGGGGAGCACCACAGACAAGCGCGAACAGUAUAGGUUGAUGAGAGAUGCCAUGGAGAAAAGGUUCAUCCGGGUUGCCAAAGGCUCACUAGUUGGUGGUGCUCGCCUUGGGAUGUUCACUGCAACUUUCUUUGGCAUACAGAACCUUCUUAUUGAGAACCGUGGGGUACAUGAUGUGUUCAAUAUUGCUGGAGCUGGCUCGGCUACUGCAGCCGCUUUUGGGCUUAUAUUACCUGGUUCACCAAUGUGGCGUGCAAGGAAUGUAUUGGUUGGAUCUGCUCUAGGUGCCGGAAUUUGCUUUCCCCUUGGUUGGGUACAGUUGAAGCUCGCAGAAAAGGCCAAUCUUGAGAUUGAAAAUUCAAAAUCGUCGUCGGAUUUACAAGGCAAUCAAAGUCGUGUGGGGGCUGCUAUAGACAGACUAGAGAGCAGCCUGAGGAAGUAACAGUUUGUACCCAUGCAAGGAGCCAAGGACCUGUUGUCAACACCCACGGCUAUUUUACUUUUGUUUUGUUCAUGUACUUGUCAAUUGUCAUAGGAAUGCCGUUACUCUUUGAAGUGGUAAUGGCAGCAAGGGAAAUUGUCUCUUGUAUGAAGAUAAAUUUUGAUACGAACUCCUUGCUGGAGCUGGAUAUUUCUAGUUAAGUUACAUAUUUGGGUGUUUGUGCCAUUAUGACCUCUA
Molecule: messenger RNA, 1112 nt
Organism: Hordeum vulgare subsp. vulgare (domesticated barley)
Lineage: Eukaryota; Viridiplantae; Streptophyta; Magnoliopsida; Poales; Poaceae
Exons: 5
Coding region: 195-875 (226 amino acids)
Cellular component (GO): mitochondrion
Source: RefSeq, a predicted model, not a curated record